This is a messenger RNA of Anopheles arabiensis, 1568 nucleotides long. RefSeq names its product SPARC (gene SPARC). The coding region runs from base 243 to 1244 and encodes 333 amino acids. Gene Ontology annotation, molecular function: protein binding; extracellular matrix binding; collagen binding. The record is from RefSeq and is a predicted model, not a curated record. Lineage: Eukaryota; Metazoa; Arthropoda; Insecta; Diptera; Culicidae. Gene Ontology annotation, biological process: anatomical structure development. The transcript is spliced from 2 exons.
CGACUCUCUGUGCCCGAGACGAGUCAGUCUGGCUCUAACGAUCGUGCCGAUCGGACGCCACCAAAUCGGGUGCAAGCGACGUGCUUCCGGAGCUGCCGCAGCUACCGUGUAGUGUUAUUGUUUACUGGUGCACCAAGUCCUUGGGUCUUUGGGAGUAUUCUGUGCUUCAACGAUAUCCACCAACAGGAAAUAGAAAUCUUCAAACGUCUUGUCCCAGCUUUUGUGCAACGGGCCGACGAACGAUGGCAUCGAGGAUGCAGCAGUUGGUGCAGCUGACCGUCGCACUGGUGGCGCUGGUGGCGCUCCUGCACACCCCGCCCGCCCACGCGGACGACAUCGACGAGCUGCUGAACGAGUUCGACGAGGAGGACGAGGAGCUGCUGCGCCACAUCGAGUCGCAGCACGUCAGCCGCGACUACGAGCUGGAGGACCAGAUGGCGCGCGAGCUGGCCAACCGCAUCGCGGCCGAACACUACGGCCAGCCGGCCGGUGCGGGUGAGUCGGAGGACGCCGGCCCGAUCGAGGGCCGCGUGCCACGCCUGAUCGACCCGUGCAAGGGCGUGCGGUGCGGUGCCGGGCGCGUCUGCCGCGCGAACGUGGCCGAGCAGCGGGGCGAGUGCGUCUGCAUCCCGGAGUGCCCGCCGGAGACGGACCCGCGCCGCAAGGUGUGCACCAACCGGAACGAAACGUGGGACUCGGCCUGCGAGGUGCACCGGCAGCGCUGCCUGUGCAACACGGCCGAUCCGGGCUGCCGGCACGAGGAGCUGCGCCACGUGCACAUCGACUACUACGGCACCUGCCGCGAGAUGCCGGAGUGCAGCGAGAACGAUCUGGCCGACUUUCCGCGCCGCAUGCGCGACUGGCUGUUCAACGUGAUGCGCGAUCUGGCGCUGCGGAACGAGCUGCCGGACGCGUACCUGGCGCUCGAGCACGAGGCCGAGUCGAACAUGACCAAGCGCUGGACGAACGCGGCGAUCUGGAAGUGGUGCGAGCUGGACGGCCACCCGCACGACAACACCGUGUCGCGGCACGAGCUGUUCCCGAUCCGGGCGCCGCUGUUCGCGCUCGAGCACUGCAUCGCGCCGUUCCUGGAGAGCUGCGACCCGAACCGGGACCACCGCAUCUCGCUGCAGGAGUGGGGCAAGUGUCUCGAGCUGGAGGAGGACGAUCUGACCGCCCGGUGCGCGGAGAUUGCCAAGGACGAGGAGGCGAACGCGUCCGACCUGCACGAUGCGUUCGUCUAGCGGUUCAUUCCCGGCGCCCCCCGUACCACGCAAAUCUUUUCACGAGGGCUAGAGCGAGAGAGAGAGAGAGAAGCGAUUGCUUUAAAGCAUAGCAAUUCCACCCCCCUACUAGCGCAACACUCCGUCGAGCUAAUCCAAACCUUCCCCCAGCUAGUUUGCCGCCACUGACCGCCUUUCUCCCACUAACCCUGUCCUGCAUGCGCGUUUGUCCGGGGGCAGUUGGAAAGCACCACGGCCCGUGCCAUACAUAUUGUGCCAUUCCGCGUGCCCUUAAAUACGACAUUUGACAAAUAAAAACGAAUCUAAACGAUUCGCUCACACGUA